Molecule: messenger RNA, 531 nt
Organism: Vespa crabro (European hornet)
Lineage: Eukaryota; Metazoa; Arthropoda; Insecta; Hymenoptera; Vespidae
Product: histone-lysine N-methyltransferase SETMAR-like
Exons: 1
Coding region: 1-531 (176 amino acids)
Molecular function (GO): nucleic acid binding
Source: RefSeq, a predicted model, not a curated record
AUGAAUAUCGAUAACGCAUAUAAACGUGCUGUAUUAUAUUUUUUCUUUUCGAGUGGUGAAACUGCCAGAUCUGCAGCAAUAAAAAUUAAUAAUGUACAUGGUGCACAUACUAUUAGUGUAAGGACUGCUCAGAAAUGGUUCGAAAAAUUUAAACUUGGAAAAAGCAACAUUAAUGAUGAACCCCGUUCAGGACGUCCUGUCGAUUUUGAUAACGACGUUCUUAAGAAUCUUGUGGAGUCAGAGCCACAUUUAACAGUGGAUCAGAUCGCAGAAAAGAUGCAUUCAUCUCAUGGGACAGUCUUUCGUCAUUUAAAGGAGAUUGGAAAAGUAUCCAAGCUUGGGAAGUGGGUACCACACGAGCUGUCCGAAGUCAAUUGCCAGCAGCGAUUAAACAUCUGCAUUUCCCUUCUAUCGCGCUUUGAAAGAGAACCAUUUUUAGAUCGUUUGGUAACAGGUGACGAAAAAUGGAUUAUUUAUGAUAACAUCACCAGAAAAAGACAAUGGACAGACAAAGUUAAGCAGCCAAUUUAA